CGAUGUUUGUCGGUUGAGUUAAGCGGGGAUCAAGCCUCACCCUAUCGUUUUAGAAGUUUUUCAUCAUCAAACAAAAAACAAUCAGUCGUCUGUCGGUGUCUGAGGAAAAUCAGUGUUUUUGAAUCGUCGUCAUGGCUUUGAAAUUACUUGUUGGUCAAAAGAUUAUGAACGAGGUGGUCCGCUACAAUGGAACACCGAGUAAGGCCAAUCCCACUGGGAAACCGGGUAUUGAGUGGAGAAUAUUGAUCGUCGACAAACUUGCCAUGCGGAUGGUCUCCGCGUGCACCAAGAUGCAUGAAAUAAGUGCCGAAGGCAUCACUUUGGUUGAGGAUAUCAAUAAGAAACGAGAACCUUUACCGGCGAUAGAGGCAGUGUAUUUGAUCACUCCGUCGGAGGACUCCAUUAGGUUGUUGAUGAGAGAUUUUGAGAAUCCUGCUAAACCAACGUAUAAAGCCGCCCAUGUGUUCUUCACUGAGGUGUGCCCUGAAGAACUUUUCAACGACAUCUGUAAAUCUGUUGUCUCCCGAAAGAUCAAAACACUGAAGGAAAUUAAUAUCGCGUUUCUUCCCUACGAAUCCCAGGUUUACUCGCUGGAUUCUCCGGUAACUUUCCAAUGUGCUUACUCGCCGGCCCUAGCCUCAGCACGGUUCGGCAAUAUGGAGCGUAUUGCAGAGCAAAUUGCGACCCUUUGCGCCACACUGGGAGAAUAUCCAUCAGUGCGAUAUCGUGCCGAAUGGGAAGGGAACAUGGAGCUGGCACAGAUGGUGCAACAAAAACUCGACGCAUACAAAGCUGAUGAACCGACUAUGGGAGAAGGUCCAGAGAAGGCAAGAUCGCAGUUGCUUAUUAUCGAUCGUGGAUUCGAUUGCGUUUCUCCGUUGCUUCAUGAGUUGACUUUGCAAGCAAUGGCAUACGAUUUACUUCCAAUCGUUAAUGAUGUUUAUAAGUUCAUCCCAUCUCCGAACGCUGCCGAAAAAGAAGUAUUACUGGACGAAAAUGACGACCUGUGGGUUGAUUUGCGUCACCAGCAUAUUGCUGUCGUAUCACAAAGUGUUACACAAUAUUUAAAAACCUUUACCGAGUCCAAGAGACUUACUCAGACGGAGAAGCAAUCGAUGAAGGAUCUUUCUCAAAUGAUCAAAAAAAUGCCCCAAUAUCAGAAGCAAUUGUCCAAGUAUUCCACCCAUUUGCAUUUGGCUGAGGAUUGCAUGAAAUCCUAUCAGGGAUAUGUGGAUAAGUUGUGCCGAGUGGAACAAGAUCUCGCCAUGGGCACCGAUGCGGAAGGCGAGAAAAUCAAGGACCACAUGCGCAAUAUUGUGCCGAUAUUGUUGGACCAGUCGGUGUCCAACUAUGACAAGGUUCGCAUUAUCGCUCUGUACGUUAUGAUUAAGAAUGGCAUUUCCGAAGAAAACUUGACCAAAUUGGUCACCCACGCUCAGAUUGAACCGAAGGAACGAGAGAUGAUUACUAACUUGAGCUACCUGGGUAUCAACGUCAUCGCUGAUGGUAAUCGAAAAAAGGGAUACUCCGUACCAAGAAAGGAGCGUAUAAACGAACAUACCUAUCAGAUGUCCAGAUGGACUCCGGUCAUCAAAGAUAUUAUGGAAGAUAGCAUCGAUAACAAGCUGGACGAAAGGCAUUACCCGUUCCUCGGAGGACGUAAGACAGCCGGAUUCCAUGCACCGACCAGUGCACGCUAUGGCCACUGGCACAAGGACAAGUCACAGACGGCGGUCAAGAACGUGCCGCGCCUCAUUGUGUUCGUCAUUGGCGGUGUAAGCUACUCUGAAAUUCGUUGCGCCUACGAAGUGACGGCCGCCGUUAAAAAUUGGGAGGUUUACAUUGGUUCGUCCCACAUUUUAACACCAGAAACAUUCCUCAGCGAUCUUGGAUCAUUGAAUAAGGAGUAAAAAAAAACAAAACAGUCAAUAUUGCCAGUUGCCUAAGGCACUAAAUUACCAUAAUUGCGGACAUGUUACAUUUAUGCUGAGGAAUGUGCAAGUUUUGGAACAAUUAAACUUAUAUCACAACAAAGAAAAUCGAUAACUACAAUGGAACACGUUAUCCAUUUUAAUAACUGAUUCAAUUACAAAUUUAUCAAGUUGUUUGCUUCGUUAUUAUUUAGAUUACUAUGUAUAUAUGAAAAGCGUACAUGAGUAAAUAAGGCAAUUUAUUCGUUAAUAUAUUCCAACCUAUAACCAACAGUCUAAUAGCUUUUAUCCUCAUAAACAGUUUAUUACAUUUAUAAGAAGUACUUCAUAGCUGUCCGGAAGAUAGUCAUUCGCUCGUGUUAUUAUUAAAGCAUCUCUUAAAUUAUACAAUACAUAGUAUUAAAUAUAUAGAAGUGUAUCUCAA
Molecule: messenger RNA, 2355 nt
Organism: Aedes albopictus (Asian tiger mosquito)
Lineage: Eukaryota; Metazoa; Arthropoda; Insecta; Diptera; Culicidae
Gene: Rop
Product: protein ROP
Exons: 8
Coding region: 132-1910 (592 amino acids)
Biological process (GO): vesicle-mediated transport; intracellular protein transport; neurotransmitter secretion
Cellular component (GO): plasma membrane; secretory granule
Molecular function (GO): syntaxin binding
Source: RefSeq, a predicted model, not a curated record